Messenger RNA from Leishmania braziliensis MHOM/BR/75/M2904, 3081 nucleotides. RefSeq lists its product as hypothetical. The record is from RefSeq and is a predicted model, not a curated record. The transcript has a single exon. Lineage: Eukaryota; Euglenozoa; Kinetoplastea; Trypanosomatida; Trypanosomatidae. The coding region runs from base 1 to 3081 and encodes 1026 amino acids.
AUGCCUCCUCAUUCCCCCCCCCCCCCUUGUGUGGACAUCUGUGUCUUGUCCUCAGUCACCAUGCAGUCACGUCAAUACUGCAGGAAAUCACCGCCACAGCCCCAGCCACCUCGGUGGUUCUCGAAUGGCGCUCGUGUGCCAACGGCCGACCCACAGGCGACUUUCAUAUCGCCAUCAUCACCGUUGCCCUGUGUUGCCCUCACUCCACAGCGUCUCCAUUCCUCAGCGAAGAUGCAGCCUCCUGUCAUUCCCCGCCAAGCCGGUGCGCCUGCAGCAUCAGCUCUCACGUCACCGUUGGCUGUCUCGUCUUCCCACUCCCUUCCAGCGGACUCCACUGUGCUCUCUGUUCACUCUGCUGCGUCUGGCAGCAUCUCCCGCAUCGGCGUUCGCGACGUCGCUGAGCUCGUACGACACCUUGCCGAAUCCCGCUACAUGACCCGUCAGCUGCAGCAGCGCGUUCAUCAGAUGGAGUCCUCUUUCUCCGUGAAAGCAGAAGCAAUAGGCAACUCUACCCUGAGCGACGUCCCCACGCAGCGAAGCACCAAAGCUGCAGCGCAGGGGACCGACGAGCGCCUUGCCACGAGCGAUGAGGCAAAGGCCGCCGCCGCAGCUGGGCAGGCGACGCUUCUUCAUUCUCACAACCAAGGGGCGGAGACGAGCAAGAGGCGGCAAUGCCCCGCCAACGCGCAAGGUGGGGAGUUGACGUGCAGGACGGCCCCCACCUCUGCGCGGGCUGCAAAGAAGACAAGGAGAGUCUCCGCUGCCUUUCGUCGAUCGCGGUCGGACGACUCCUCCUCUCCUCGCUCCCCAUACCGCUGCUCGUCAUUGAUAAGGUCCUCCCUUCCCGUCACGGCAUCCGCCACCGCGUCUGCAACUACCAGCAGUCUACCGUCCACCAGCCCACCCAGCUCCAUUGCUGAGUCCCCAGUGCGACGCGGGGCCCCCUCUCAGACAUCGCGGUGUGCAUCGAAUGAGUCCUUCCCCACCACAUCGCCAAGACACGGGCGAGACAGAACAUCACGAAAACCUCAUCGGCCUCCACGAACACACUCGGCUCCAGAGAGGCCAAGGCAGCGGGCGCGUUCCGGUAUCCACAGCCGUCGUGACACCGCCGUCGAUGUGCCUUGCAGACGUGAGGAGCAGCACCGUAGAGGCAGUGCCAAGCGCCACCGAACCCAUACUCGCUUGCCGAAGCACCGCCACCACAAGGCGCACGACAACGAAGGUAAUAGGACGACUGCAGCUAGCGGUGGUGGUGCAGAACGUUUCGCAUCAUACGGCGCGUCUGUUUCACUGACCCGGUAUCAUCCACGCUCCUCAGCGACGGAGUUAGGGCGACAUCGCCGCCUUCGAAGCGCGGCUGGUGGAGGUGGCGAGCUGGAAAAGGAAACGCGAUGCGCCAACUCCGCAGCCGCGCUGCCUGCACCGGGCGAAACGCGAGUCUCAUCGUCAAGGAGGGAAAAGGCGCUUGUGUGGCAGAGGCGCUACUAUGAGUUGCUGGCGCGGUACACGGACGAUACGACACGGCGGGAUGCCGAUCUGGCAGACAUCCAUGAGAUGAUCGAGUACAUUAGCUGGGAGCAAGACCGAUCGCGGCAUUGCCAUCGUCAGCAGCACCACACACGGACUGUGCAGGAUGAAGUAGAGGGUAAAGGACGUCUGCCUUCACAAGAUGGCGCAGCACCACAAGGCAGCGUGCAAGGUGUUGUGGGUGCGGGUGAUACUGCACGCAACGAACCCGCCGUAGCGACACCACUGGCGGUUGCUCCCGCACACCGAAGCGGAACAAUGGCCACUGAGGACGACGACGGCAACCCGGGCGGUCACGCGACCCCAGGCAAUGCGGCAGCCCCUGUACACGACGCUCUGGAGUACAUCGAAGCACUGCGUUGUGAGGCGGACGCGUGGCGACAACGCUGUCUUGCCCUCCUACAGCAGCAGCAUCAGCCACAACAGCGGCUAGGCGCAGAGGCGACGUGGGUCAGCGAUGCCUCCGUCGCGCCGUUGCCACCGCGGCCUUCAUCGGUGGCCGCCCAGCCGCCACCGCUUGCACUCGGCACUGCGCUCACUUCACGCCAUGUAGAGCUGCUGAUGAGCACGAAUACGUCCACCGUGGCGGAUGAAGAAGCAGGCGUCAUGGCUGGGGGAGGGGACAGUGCGUGUGAAAGGGCUGUCUCAACGGCAGCAGCAGCGCACCCUAGCGAGAAUGCCGUGCCCAGUAAGGCGUCAUCGCCACCGCUGCCAAGCUACCCCUCAGCGCCAGCACCUAUGGUUGCGCAGGCAACACAGCUCCCAUUACCAGGUGCCACUGCAGCGGCAGGAGUCGCAUCUUCAUCAGCCCGUCAGCUAUGCCAUCCUUACGCCCCUCCGCGCUUAGUUUCCGCCUCACACAUCUCCUCGGUAGGGGCGGCGAAAUUCGAGCCACGAUUUCUCACGCCACCUCCGCUGUUGCAGGCAAGACCACCAGUGCAGCUAGCAGGCGGCGCGCCGUCGCCCCCAGCGAGCAGUUCCAGUCCCGUGGCUUCUUCGUUGCACCCCUCGCCAGCGAAGCAGCCUCUGUUUGUCGGUGUGCCGGGGUAUCAGCCGCUGAACCCACACUACGGCUCGCGUACCGCGUGGUCAAGUCAGGCCUUGUCGGCGCUACCCCCGUCAGGGAAAGCGCUGCCAUACCGUACCAACAGCAGCCACCCUUCUCCCGCCACUACUUCAGUUUUCAUUGAUGCGCCGCCCUUCGACACGAGUGCGGCCUCCGCCUGGGCAGACGUGGUGGGAGGUGGGGUGCAGAAGGGCCACGUACAUAAAGUCCGUAGUACAUCCCCGUGGCCGCUCGAUGCCACACUUGAGCGUCAGUGUCACAGCCAUCUUCCAGCUUCGUCUCCCGCCUCCGUGCCUGAGGCAUUCAUACCGCAUCCGCCCACCUCCUCCCUCUUUCACGUGUCGCCUCCUUUGCCCAUGGCCCCACAGGUUUCGCCCACACGUGAGCAGCUGGAGCGUGACAUUCGCCGCCAUGACCAGCUGCUGGCUGCGAUCGGGAAGCUGCAGAAGACAGCAGCCGAGCACGCCAUGAGACGCGGGCUCUAA